Molecule: messenger RNA, 396 nt
Organism: Schizophyllum commune H4-8
Lineage: Eukaryota; Fungi; Basidiomycota; Agaricomycetes; Agaricales; Schizophyllaceae
Exons: 1
Source: RefSeq, a predicted model, not a curated record
ACGGACAGUGCUUAUAUAAACACUACAGCUGUUCGUGUGGAAUGGGCGAAGGCGCGCGCUCGAAGCGAGCGAUGGCGCGAGGAGGUUAUGCUCCUCGAAGAAGAGAUGCAGCGCGUACUGCGCCAUCUUGCGUGGACGGGUCAGGAGUGGGCGCAACGAGCCGACGCGCUGCCUACUCGCGACGCGUACAUGUGCCACGGGUUACGCGCUUAUGCCCUCCGCCAACGCGCUAUAGUGGAGGCCGUCGCGCGGUCGUUCCGCGAGCGAUGGAUGCCCCGCAUACCCCACCUAUUAUCGCGCCUCGACGAGGGCUGUCGUUUACCUCCCCUUGCCCCGCCGCCUUCCAAACACGUGCCACGAGGCCCUUCGAGUGCCCCGGUGCACCCGCAUGAUUAG